Molecule: messenger RNA, 714 nt
Organism: Bufo bufo (common toad)
Lineage: Eukaryota; Metazoa; Chordata; Amphibia; Anura; Bufonidae
Gene: RTL6
Product: retrotransposon Gag like 6
Exons: 1
Coding region: 1-714 (237 amino acids)
Source: RefSeq, a predicted model, not a curated record
AUGGAACCCGCAAAAGCAGUGGAUCCCAUGACGGCCAUGACCCAGCAACUUAACCUCAUGACGCAGGCCUUCCAGGAGAUGCAAGCCAGUCAUGAGCACCUGCUGCAGAGGGUUGCCACACAGGAGCAACGCAUCGCAGAGCGCACCGCGCUACCACCCUCACCUCCCCCUACGCCGGCGCGCACCCUGGAAGUGGUCUCUAGCGAGCCGUCAGUCAGCCUCCCUGAACGGUUUUCAGGCGAUCGGAGGAAGUACCGCUCCUUCAUCAUUUCCUGCGAGCUGUUGUAUUCCCUGAAGCCUCGUACAUAUGCCACGGACUUCGUCAAGGUACGCACGGCAAUUUCCUUGCUCUCAGGGCCUCCCCAGACCUGGGCGCACCAACUCCUACUAGCCGAUGACCCAGUGCUGGCAACUUGGAAGUCCUUUGCCGCAGCUAUGCAAAGACUUUAUGAUGACCCCCUGCGUUCUUCAACCGCCAGGGGUACCUUUGCCACCCUCCGCCAGGGCAGACGUCCAGUGGAGGAUUACAUCAUGGAAUUUCGUGAGGUAGCCCCGGAUACAGGCUUGAACGAGGUGGCCUUGAUUGACCAGUUCCGCAUCAGUUUGUCCGAGCAGCUCAAGGAUGAGCUCGCCCGCAUUGGGAUGUCGGGCUCCUUGGGGGGCCUGAUGGACUCAGUAACCCACCUGGAUCGCCGCUUCCGGGAAAGACGAUAG